AUGAAUAAUACAGAUUAUACAAUUCUCCAGAUACUUCAGGGCAUGCAAGAAACACUUUUUGCAUUGCAAAAAGGCCAGGAAGAACUUCAGAAAGGUCAAGAAGCACUCCGGGAUGAACAAGCAUUGCUUAGGCAGAAGAUCGCCGAUGUUCAUAAAGAUAUGAAUGGCCGAGAAAGCCCAGGGCCGACAAUAGUACAUAACAAUCUCGGUGGAGCAAUUCCAAGACCAGUACCGAAUAUCAAAGAUAUAACUUUGGUACAUAUCUACAGAAUGAUGAGCCACGAUCUCGGGGUUAAGCUGGAUAAAGGAAACAAGGCAAUCCUUCACAUUUGUACAGGCCUUGUCUGCGAUGAGCUGGCCACUCUUCCUUCUGUGCAAGCUCUGGGACAAUAUCCAAACUGGAGUGCAAUUUCUCAAGAGGACAAGAACUGGGCGUGCACCAGACACGCCUGUCUACUUGGAAACAAUGGUAUAGACUUUACCAGAUGCCACAAAAACUGGGCAUCUGUUGCAAAGGUCAGCCAAUUAUGGAAAAACCGUAAAAAGCGACAGUAG
This is a messenger RNA of Phycomyces blakesleeanus NRRL 1555(-), 555 nucleotides long. RefSeq lists its product as hypothetical. NCBI's taxonomy places the organism in Eukaryota, Fungi, Mucoromycota, Mucoromycetes, Mucorales, Phycomycetaceae. The record is from RefSeq and is a predicted model, not a curated record. The transcript is spliced from 3 exons. The coding region runs from base 1 to 555 and encodes 184 amino acids.